AUGCCGCCCAAGAAGCAGGAUGGCAAGCCUGCCAAGGUCAAGGACGACAAGACCUUUGGCAUGAAGAACAAGAACAAGUCUGCCAAGGUCCAGAAGCAGGUCCAGAUCAUCAACCAGCAGGAGGCUCAGCGCGGCAAGAACAAGGAGGCGCUCGAAAAGGCCAAGGAGAAGGAGCGAAUUGCAGAGAAGAAGAGGGCUGAACAGGCCAAGAAGGAGCUCGAGGCGCAGCUGUAUGGCGGUCUGGACAUCGUGCAGCCCAAGGUGCCGUUCGGAGUCGACCCGAAGUCGGUUCUCUGCGCGUUCCACAAAGCCGGACGGUGUCAGAAGGGCGCCAAGUGCAAGUUUUCUCACGACCUCAACCAGGACCGAAAGGGUGCGAAGGCGAACUUGUACGAGGACGCACGAGAUGCCAAGAAGGAUCCGACCAAGGACGAGGACAUGAGCACCUGGACGGAGGAGCAGCUGCGCGACGCCGUCUCGAAGAAGGGCAACCCGAAGGCGACGACCGACAUUGUGUGCAAGCACUUCCUUGAGGCCAUUGAGAAGCAGAUCUACGGAUGGUUCUGGGAGUGCCCGGCGGGCGAGAAGUGCAUCUAUCGACACGCGCUGCCACCCGGCUUCGUGCUCAAGAGCCAGAAGAAGAAGGACGAUUCGGAGGACAAGUCGCUGUCGAUCGAAGAGUUCCUCGAGGUCGAGCGACACAAGCUCGACCAGAAGAAGCUCACGCCGAUCACGAAGGAGUCGUUCGCCGAGUGGAAGAAGAACCGAGUGUCGAAGAAGGAGGCUGAGGAGCAGGCGCUCCAGUCGGCCAAGUCGGCGACGGCGGCGGCUGGCAAGCUCACUGGGUUGUCUGGACGUGACUUGUUCACGUACAACUCGGAGCUGCUUGGCGCCGACGAGGACGAGGACGAAGACGAGGAGUGGGACUUGGAGCAGCUGCGUUUCAAGACCGAGGCCGAGCGACGAGAGAAGGAGGAGGAGCGAAUUCGAGCGCUUGGCGGCGAUGUGGCUACGAUGUCUCUGGCGGAACCGUCGGGCGAGUCGCGACCAGCCGAGGAGGAGAACGGCGCGGAGGCAUCGUAG
Rhodotorula toruloides NP11 is the source of this 1083-nucleotide messenger RNA. RefSeq names its product CCCH finger DNA binding protein. Gene Ontology annotation, biological process: cytoplasmic translation. The transcript has 7 exons. NCBI's taxonomy places the organism in Eukaryota, Fungi, Basidiomycota, Microbotryomycetes, Sporidiobolales, Sporidiobolaceae. Gene Ontology annotation, molecular function: metal ion binding; mRNA binding. The record is from RefSeq and is a predicted model, not a curated record. The coding region runs from base 1 to 1083 and encodes 360 amino acids. Gene Ontology annotation, cellular component: cytosol.